AUGUCAUCUUCUUUAAAUGAUUAUUUGUCAAAGUUAUAUGGUUCUAAAAAAAAAAAAAAUGAAUCUAAAAAGAAAACUCCCGUAAUAAAAUCCUCUUCAAAAAUAGGUAUUAUGGACAAUUUAGAUAACCAAAUAAUACCAUUAACCCAAUCCGUAUCCAAUGGCUCAGAAACAGAACCUAAAAGGAAGAAAAAAAAAACUUGGAUAAAUUUAAACACCAAUGAAAUCCAAGCUUCUACCUCUCCAAUGCUGAAUGUAACAGACGACAAUCUAUCUCUUCAAGUUGGAAAAGAAAAAGAAGAGAGCACAAUUCAGGGUACUUAUCCAAAAGAAAUUCAAAAAUCCAACUCUCAAACCCUUUUCAGAGAUUCUAAAGGCCAUAAAAUUAAAAAUUAUGAUAGUUUUAUGGAUGAACUUCGACAACAAGAGCUUUCAGAAAAAAGUGAAAAAGAACGGUAUUUAAAAGAAUUGAACAUGGGUGAUAUACAGAAAAAUUUAAUUAAAGUAUCUGACGCAAAUGCAAAUGCUACUAAAAAAAAACAUCUAUAUGAAAUUCAGGAUGUUGAGGAUCCUGCCGCUUUAUUUACUAAAGGUGUUGGUGGUAAGAAACCUAAGGAUAAGAGAUUGUCCGUUUUAGGGAGAAUGCAAUACAAUAAAAAUUAUCCUGAAAACAGAUUUGGCGUAGUUCCAGGCUGGAGAUGGGAUGGUAUAGACCGGUCUACUGGUUUUGAAAACAGAUGGUUUGCUAAGAAAAAUGAAAUCUAUGAAAAAAAAAUUCAAGAUUACACUCUGCAGCAAGACUUUUAG
Saccharomycodes ludwigii is the source of this 807-nucleotide messenger RNA. It is a transcript of the gene BUD13, whose product is annotated as Bud13p. The transcript has a single exon. Gene Ontology annotation, cellular component: RES complex; U2-type spliceosomal complex. Lineage: Eukaryota; Fungi; Ascomycota; Saccharomycetes; Saccharomycodales; Saccharomycodaceae. Gene Ontology annotation, biological process: mRNA splicing, via spliceosome. The record is from RefSeq and is a predicted model, not a curated record. Gene Ontology annotation, molecular function: RNA binding. The coding region runs from base 1 to 807 and encodes 268 amino acids.